Boleophthalmus pectinirostris (great blue-spotted mudskipper) is the source of this 4823-nucleotide messenger RNA. RefSeq names its product nucleoporin 155 (gene nup155). The record is from RefSeq and is a predicted model, not a curated record. Bases 175 to 4278 code for a protein of 1367 amino acids. Gene Ontology annotation, cellular component: nuclear pore inner ring; nuclear pore. Gene Ontology annotation, biological process: protein localization to nuclear inner membrane; transcription-dependent tethering of RNA polymerase II gene DNA at nuclear periphery; RNA export from nucleus. The transcript is spliced from 34 exons. Gene Ontology annotation, molecular function: structural constituent of nuclear pore. Lineage: Eukaryota; Metazoa; Chordata; Actinopteri; Gobiiformes; Gobiidae.
CACAAGAGGAAGAAAGGACCCGGAAAUACCUUUUCAACACUAGCUGCAUGAGGUUGGCGGGCAACUGUAUAAAGUGUUUUCCAAGUUUUUAUUCUAGAACGAUCGACAAAACUUUCCAUAGACAUUGUUCACGAGACGUCUUUCACAGGGUGAAAAAUAACCGGUAUCGCAACCAUGCCGUCCAGCGUCGGACCCAGCAGCCCCACCGCUGCCAUCGCCGAAGCGCUGGAGAACUCCGCACGGCUGAUCGACAGACACCUGCAGGAUGACCGCUGCUUCCCUGACUUAUCCGAGCUACUGAGCGUCCCCUCACACAACAUGGCCUCUCUAUCUGGUGUAUCAGACAUGGACUACCCAUUACAAGGGCAGGGUUUGCUGAGUGUGCCAAACCUCCCAGAGCUCAGUGCUGUCCGCCGCAUUCCUCUUCCUCCAGAACUGGUGGAGCAGUUCAGCCAUAUGCAGUGUAACUGUAUGAUGGGUGUUUUUCCCGAAAUCUCAAGAGCGUGGCUCACCAUCGACAAUGACAUCUUCAUGUGGAAUUAUGAAGAUGGAGGAGAUGUUGCCUAUUUUGAUGGCCUUAUUGAAACAAUUUUAGCUGUGGGUUUAGUAAAACCAAAACCAGGGAUUCUACAACCACAUAUUCACUAUCUGUUAGUGUUGGCCACAUCUGUUGAUGUUGUUAUCCUGGGGCUCAGUUUUCCCAAAAGCCAGGGUGGCUUGAAUGACAGCAUGUCAGGAGGAAUGCAGUUGCUUCCAGACCCACUCUUUUCAAUCCCCACUGAUAACAUCUAUAUUCUGUCUAUCACAUCCACUGACUUGGGGCGCAUCUUUAUGGCUGGAAAAGAUGGCUGUCUUUAUGAGAUUGCCUACCAAGCAGAGGCAGGGUGGCUGACCCAGCGCUGUAGAAAAAUAAACCAUUCAAAGAGUACACUAUCCUUUCUAGUUCCCUCAGUGCUGCAGUUUUCCUUUUCUGAAGAUGAUCCUAUUGUGCAGAUUGCAAUUGAUAAUUCUCGAAAUGUCCUUUUUACUCGAUCCGAGAAAGGGGUUUUGCAGGUGUAUGACCUUGGUGCUGAUGGCCAAGGUAUGAGUCGUGUGGCAACUAUGUCCCAGAAUGCCAUUGUAGCAGCAGCAGGGAAUAUUGCCAGAACAAUUGAUCGCUCAGUCUUCAAGCCUAUUGUUCAGAUUUCUGUGAUACCCAGAUCUGAGUCAUCAGACUGCCAUCUGCUGGCUGUUACACAUGCAGGUGUGCGUCUAUAUUUCACUACAGCCCCAUUUGCCCCAGCACUCCAAAAACAUCUUCCAGUUCGGCCAAGUUUGCUGUCUCUGGUUCACAUCCGUCUUCCACCUGGUUUCUCUGCUUCUUCAACACUUCAGAAACCUUCAAAGGUUCACAAAGCUCUCUACAGCAAAGGCGUUUUGCUUAUGGCUGCUUCUGAAACAGAGGACAGUGAUAUUUUGUGGUGCAUCAACCACGACUCAUUUCCUUUCAAAAAACCACUUAUGGAAACUCAGAUGAUGUCUAAUGUUGAUGGUCAUUCCUGGGCACUCUGUGCUUUAAAUGAAGAAAAAACAACCAAGAUCUCUACACCUCUAAACAAGGAUCAAAUUCCUAUAACCGACGCCCCUGUGGUUGUUCAGCAGCACAAUGUCCCUCCACAAAAAUUUGUCCUUCUUUCAGCUAAGGGAAGUCACAUUUUUCAGAAACUACGUCCAGUGGAUCAGCUGCGUCACCUGCUGGUUAGCUGUGCUGGAGGUGAAAGUGAAGACAUUGAGAGAUUCUUUAAGCUUCACAGGGAAGAACAGGCUUGUGCCACAUCAUUGAUCCUGUCUUGCUCUACUGCUGCAUGUGAUAGAGAGGUUUCACAAUGGGCAACCAGAGCUUUCUUCAGAUAUGGAGGAGAGGCACAGAUGAGGUUCCCUGCAGCCAUGACCAAUCCCAGCACCGUUGGACCUCUCAUGAGCUCACCAGCACCAGGUAUUGUUCCCCCGGUAUUAGCCAGUCCAUUCACACCCAUGCCAUCUGGCACUGCACCAAUGACACCAGUGUCUGCUGGACCAGAGGUGAUUUUCUCAGGAAAACAUAAUGGCAUCUGCAUUUAUUUUGCUCGCAUUCUCGGAAAUAUAUGGGAUGGAAGCCUGGCUGUUGAGAAAACAAUAAGUAAAGGAAGCCAGAAUGUUACUAUUUUGGAAAGCAGCGUCAGUUCCUUUGACCUGGAGGCUGUGCUCCUGGAGCUCUGUGGCCUGCGAGAAUUUCUAGAUAGAAACUCUCAGUUUAAUCCAUCCUCUCUUGAUGCUGUUAGUUUCAGCUCCCCAGCCAAUUUACAGCAGAGGCUGCUGGGAUUCAUGCGACCUAAUGGUGCCAACACUCAGCAAGUUCAGCAAGAGCUCCAGAGAAAAUAUCACACUAAGGCUCAGCUCUUUGAGAAGGUGUCCCUGCAGGGCAUCCAACAGUUGGUGCAUCGCUCCCAUCAGACACUGGCUCUCUGGAAGCUUCUGUGCGACCAUCAAUUUAGCCUCAUUAUGUCUGAGCUGCCCAAGGAUAUUCAGGAGCAAAUGAAGGGAGUAAGUUUUAAAGAUGUUGUGAUCCGAGGGAAAGAGCUGUCUGGAGCCCUCAUCACAGCCCUCAUUAAUGUGUAUAUUAAAGAUAAUGCCUCUGUGGAUGCUAUAAGCACUCACCUGCGGGACCUCUGCCCUCUGCUGUAUAGCAGUGAUGACAGCAUAUGUGCCAAGGCAAAUGAGUUGCUACAGAGUUCAAAACAGAUUCAGACUAAAGCAGACAAGGAGAGAACCCUCAGGGAGUCUCUGCGGCUCUACCAGCAGAUCAGCCAACAUACAGACUUGUCUUUAGUCUGCUCCCAGUACAGACAAGUUCGUUUCUAUGAGGGUGUUCUGGAGUUGUGCCUCACAGCUGCAGAUAAAAAAGAUCCACAAAGACUUGGUCCUCAUUUCUAUAAAAAUGGAGAGCCAGAAGAUGACAAAGUGGGCCAACAAGCCUUUCAGGAAAGACUUUUAUGUUACAAAUGCAUCACAGACACUAUGCAGGAGCUUGUGAACCAGAGCAAAGCAGCCCCACAGUCUCCCAGUGUGCCCAAGCAACCAGGACCCCCUGUCAUGACCUCUGACCCCAACAUGCUUAGUAAUGAAGAGGCUACUGCACAUUUUGAGCAAAUGCUUGGUCUGGCACAGAGGUCUCAAGAUGAAUUAUUUCACAUUGCGCUGUACAACUGGCUGAUUCAGGCUGACCUGACUGACAAGCUGCUUGAGGUGAAUUCUCCACACCUGGAGGAGCACCUAAUGCAUAUGAUUAAACAGGACCAGAGUAAAGUCCACAACAUGGACCUCUUAUGGCGCUAUUAUGAAAAGAACCGGAAUUUUGGCAAAGCUGCUCAUGUCCUGGCCCGCCUUGCAGACAUGCACAGUACUGAAAUCUCUCUGAAACAACGCCUGGAGUAUAUUGCUCGAGCCAUUCUGUCAGCCAAGAGUGCCUCGUGCAUCUCUGCCCAGGCAGCCGAUGGAGAGUUUCUUCAUGAGCUGGAGGAGAAGAUGGAGCUUGUGCGUAUUCAAGUUCAGAUUCAAGAAACCCUCAUUAGACAAUACUCCCACCACCCCUCUGUGAAAUCAGUCAUCUCUCAGUUGGACUCUGAGCUUAUGGAUAUUACCAAGCUCUAUGGGGAGUUUGCCGACCUCUAUAAACUAUCUGAGUGCAAGCUGGCCAUUAUUCACUGUGCAGGACAUUCUGACCCUAUCCUGGUUCAUUCACUAUGGCAAGAAAUCAUGGAGAAAGAACUGGCAGACUCUGUGGCCAUGAGUCCCAUAGAUCGAAUGAGGUCUCUCAGUUUGAAGCUGAUUGCACUGGGAAGGAUGUAUGCUGGAACACCAAGAUAUUUUCCUUUAGAGUUCCUUGUAAAGUUUUUGGAGCAGGAGGUGUGCCGGCUUAACUGGGACAUUGGUUUUGUCACCUCCACCAUGCUGGAGAUUGGAGUACAGCUGCCACGUCUUCUUGAAGUCUAUGACCAACUGUUCAAAACACGGGAUCCCUGUUGGCAACGUCUGAAAAAGCCACUUCAUUUGGUGGAGUGUAUUCAUGUCCUUUUGUCUGGAUAUGUGGAUGACCCGAGCAAAGUACCAACUUAUGACCGACGCAGGUUUACCAAUGUGUGUCUUGACAACAUCUGUGGCUACCUCGUGGAGUUACAAUCUCUCAGCCCAAACUCAACUCUUCAACACAUCAUCAGUAAUUUUAAAGCACUGCAGGCCAAGCUAGAGAAACUCCACUGAGAGGUGACCCCAGCCCUGUCACAGCUGACCUCUUAGGUUCAUUAAACAAAUGCACAUGUAUAUUCCCUAGUUCCUCUCAUCUGCAGAUAUGGGAAAUUCCCACACACAUACUAGGAGAUCUGACAGUUUUAUAACUUAUUUAAUACAAUUUGAUAGUGGCAAUUUUUACUAUUUCUGUUAUCUGAUAAAUAAUGCAACCCAUGUUAAUUGUGUCUGGAGCAUACAAUGUUGUACAUGUUUUUGACAAUAACAUGGUUAUCAGAGCAGUAUACUGUCUGUCUCCUUUAGUAAUGGUGCUCAAUGUUGAAAUUAUGUACAAAAUGUGGCCAAAACUCUACUAAUUGAAACAAACCUAUAGAUUUUGUCUGUCUUUUUAUUUGGUCUUUUCCUUAACCUUUUUAGAACCCAAUAAUUGUUCCUCAUAAAAAAAAUUAAAUAAAAAUUAAGUGGUCUUUGCUUUUGUAUAUUUAUGCUUUGAACAAAAUAGAAAACAUUUCUAAAAUAAUUUGCAGUGUGCCUUAAAUAAAUGACAUCCUGUGACAUUA